CACAUCGUACCACGACGUGUUUGGUUUUGUGUUGCCGUUGGUCGGCUGUUUCGAUUGUUGAGCUUAGAAAAAAGGUACCUGGAUUUACCUGUUUUGCCGGCCCCGUCGUUGCCGUCACCCCAGCCCGAAAGGAUACGUGGCUGAGCGAGCGCGCGAAUUCGUUCAUGGGUUUAUGCGUGGGUGAAGGUUCAGAGACAAUGAAACAAUAGAAAGUGUGAGCUUCAGAACAGCGAGUCCCUUAUUAGGUGCCUGGUGAAAUUUGACAAGCGAGAGUGAUUGGCAAUUGGCAAUUGAUUAUGCUAAUAGGAGAUUACUUAAUUUCGCUAAUUAAUGCAACUUGUUUACUGUGGUUAGUGUGUGCGUUUGUUUACAUUUCACAACUGAAGAAGUCACAAGGCGGAGAGCUCGUGAAGGUGAAGUGCACAAAGCAGAAAAGCAAUAGAAGGAAAGUGCGAAAUAAAACAAAUGUUUACUGAAUAAAUUAAAAGUUGAGCUGAAGAUCUGACGGAAAACAGCAGCAGGAAAAACAAGUGAUUGGUUAAUUGUGUGCAUCUGCAAAACGAAAAGAUACAAGUAAUUGAAAAUCAAACGUAAAUAAGCAGUGAUUUCAGACACAAGAUCGUGAAGUUUUCGAAUCAUUGCAAAGUGCGGCUGAACCUUGCGAAGUGUUUUCAAAGGCACUGUGCGUUGUUUGGCACAGUUUUUCGACAACAACAAAAAUUGUACGAUCACAACACGAGAAAUUAUCGACAUUGAUCGACACUUAUCGAGUUUUGUUGAUACCACGUGAAUUUAGCGACAGCAGUUUUUGGGUGAUCCCUUUCGGUAGUAUGGAGUACAUUUAGGAAAAAAUGAUGACGUGAGGUGUUUGAGCAAUUGAAAUUCGUGAAACAAUACAUUUCAUAAAUUAAAUUGUAAGAUUCGUUUAUUUGGUUAGUAACAAUUGAACCAAAAACACCGAACCUUGGAUUUUUUUGGAGUUCAUUUCAUGAACAAAUACUGCCGAUUGGUUCCAUGGUAAAUUUGAUACGCAUCAUAAUGGAUAUAUCAAGGAUUUCAAAAGGUUGGUUCAUCAGCAUGCUUUGGUAUUCAUCAAAUCGUCAUUCCCCAAAAAUAAACUCAAACCUUUGCAUGCCGCUGAUAGUGAAGCUGUCCGUGCUGCUGUUGCUGCUGCUGCUGGGCACCCAAUCCGCCUUCGCCGACAAAACCAUGGACACCCGGGAGGGUGAAGAUGUUACGCUAAAGUGUCGCUUCAACGAGCACUACUCGGACCGGGAGUACUCGUACUACUGGGCCCGCCAGAGCCUCAACAAGUACGACAACGUGGCCAUCAAGGCAAAUACUUUCAACCAGAACUACAAAAUCGACUACCGUCCGGAAAAGGGCAUCUACGAUCUGCAGAUACUGAAUGUGUCAUACUCCCGCGACAAUGGACGCUACGAGUGCCGCAUUAAACUGUUCGGUGACGGUGAAGUUAUUUACGAAGACUACUACAAUCUGACGGUGCUGACGCCACCGCAGCCUCCGCUGAUUUUCCCCGGGAGUGAAACGACUGCAACGGAAGACAAGGCACAGGAACUGACUUGCAGCAGUGUGGGCGGAUCACCCGAUCCGGUCAUUUCUUGGUACCGCGAGGGUAGCACGACACCGUUGGCGGCCAAUCUGAUUACCGGUGGAUCCCGGGACAUGCAAACCACCAGCACUCUGACCAUCAUUCCGCGCCGCGAAGACGACGGUGCAAAGUUCAUGUGCGUCGUCUGGAACCGGGCCCUGCCGGAAGGCCAACGGCUCGAGACGGUUACGACACUCUCCGUCAACUAUUUCCCCCGAGUGGACAUCGGCCCGGAAAAUCCGUUGAGCGUGGAGCGUGAUCAGACUGCCAAGUUAGAGUGCAACGUUGACGCCAAACCGAAACCGGAACGUGUCCAGUGGACCCGCAACGGUCGAUUCAUCUCGUCCCAUCCGGUGCACACGAUUCAUCGGGUUUCCUUACAAGAUGCGGGUAAAUACGCCUGUUCUGCCGAUAACGGACUCGGUAAGGUAGGCGAACACGAGAUCACCCUGAAUGUUCUCUAUCCACCGAUCGUGCAUGUUGAGUCCAAGACUAAGGAAGCCGAAGAAAAGGAAACUGUCCAGAUCAAGUGUAACGUAACGGCAAAUCCACCGCCGGUGACGAUCGAGUGGUUGAAGGAAGGUGAUUUAGAAUUCCGAAGAAAUGGUGACACUUUGAUUUUGAGGGAUGUACGAGCGGAAGAUGCGGGGACCUACAUUUGCCGAGGAAUCAAUAUUAUGAAACCCUUUGGAGGAAAAACUUUAGAACGGGAGGGCAAUGCUUCGAUUGCUCUACUCGUUCGUCAUCGUCCCGGAGAGUCAUCGAUUACCCCCGAGAAACCAGUUGUACACGUGGGUAACAGUGUCAGUUUGAUGUGUAAGGCUGAUCCUCCUGGUUGGCCAUUGGCUCAGUACCGUUGGUAUCGGGAUGUUGGAGGAGAGAUCUCAACCACCGUCAUUGCCCAGGGUUCACAGUAUCUGAUUCCAAAGGCAGGACUGCAAAGUGAAGGAAAAUACUACUGCCAUGCCGGAAACGAUCUCGGAAAUGGAGCAAUGGCUAGUGCUACGCUUGAAGUGCACCAACCUCCGCAAUUCUUGGCUAAACUGCAAUCGAACAUGAUCCGCCGAGCUGGAGAGACAGAUUUUACUGUUACUUGCAGUGCCAAGGGUAAACCAGAACCGACGAUCACUUGGUUGAAGGACGAUAUCGAAAUUACACCCGAUUUGCACAUGUUCGACAUUAAGACCAACGUAGUUAAGGGACCCAAUGGUAUGGUGACCGUCCAAAGCAUGCUAAGAUUCGCUGGCAAAGUUCGCCCUAAUGAUAACGAUCUUAUGUCGGGUGAUCGGGGCCAGUACACUUGUCUGUACGAGAACGAAGUCAACAAAGCCAACUCAACGAUGCAUUUGAAGAUCGAACAUGAGCCGAUCGUGCUUCAUCAGUACAACAAGGUUGCCAACGAUAUCAAAGAAAUGGCAGAGGUUGUGUGCAAAGUGCAGUCCUAUCCCAAACCUGAAUUCCUGUGGCAAUUUAGCACCAACAAUGGUCCUCUCAGCAACAACGAUCAUUAUGAAAUAAUCUCCACCUCGGAUAGUAACGACAUCUACACCAGUAUUCUGAAGAUCAAUAAUUUGCGUCACCAGGACUAUGGUGACUAUCAUUGUCGUGUUUCAAACGCUCUGAACACCAUUCAUGUGCCAAUUCGUCUACAACCGAAAGGUCCUCCAGAGAAACCCACCAAGCUGAAAGCUGUCGAACUUGGACCCAACUAUGUGGUGCUCUCAUGGACACCUGGUUUUGACGGAGGACUUGCCAAUACGAAAUAUUUUGUGUCUUAUCGCAAGAUCGUAAUCCCUAAUGAAAGUCUUGUUACGGACGAAUGUGCUGUAGUGGCUGCCAGCGGUGCCGAGUGGAUGGAAUUCGACUGUCAACGUGAGGUUCCAUGCACAAUAACUCCCCUGGAUCACCAUCAGAGUUACGUGUUCAAGGUGAAAGCACUGAACACGAAGGGAGUUUCCGAACAUUCGAACGAGAUCAGUGCAACUACGAAGGUGGAAAAAGUACCGAUUCCUCUUCAAGCGUCAUUUGAUCCGGAGACUCGCGUACUCGCCCUGAACGUUGGAGCUACCUGUCUUUCGAUGAUUGCCAUUGUGGAAUCGGUUAUCUACGGUGAUACUCCAAUGGCUGCUUGGCACAUUAUCGAAACCAUCGAUCUGCAAGUGAAUGGACACGAACCAACGUACCGAGAAACGAGAAUCGAACAUUUUGUUGCCAACCGAAGAAACAACGGUCGAUCGCUCGGCAAUGGACUGGAGGACAUUCCACUGCCGGCGUUGGAAGAUGAACUGAAUCCAAGGGUUCGUGUGAAGCUGUGCUUGAAGAUUAACCACGAGUAUUGCGGUGAAUAUGUGGAAGCUGACAUUGGGCCUUCCCUCAUCCAAGAAGCUUCAUUCGUAGAACUUCAUACUCUGAUCGGUAUUGGUGUGUCUUGCAUUGUUGCUGGUAUUUUCGUUGUGUUGCUACUCCUAUUCUGCCGUUGCAAGCGGAAACAGUCAAAGGAAACUGCCAAGGCUAAAGAGUAUGAUAUUGACUCCAUUCAUCCCUCGAUCGUAGCUCAACAAAAUCAGGCACCUCCGCCGUACUACUCUGCUAGCAGUUUGGAAAACAAAGCUCUCGAACAUUCGAUGGACUUAGCAAUGGAUCAAAAUGCAGCACUUUAUGCCAGUCAACAAAACUACGGUUAUCAUCAGCAGAACGCUAUGAUGCCUCAAGUUCCUCAAAAUGAUUGGUCCAAUAUGGGAUAUGUUGAAAACUCAUAUUCCAACUCGAACAACGGUGGUAGUGUCAACUCCCAGGACUCAAUCUGGCAACUGAAAAUGUCGGCGGCAGCCUCGAACUCGGCCAACAUGAUACCUCAGCACAACUACAUGGACCAGCCGUUGCAGCAAAACUAUGGUUACGAUCCUAUGACCCACGGUGGCUACGGAGCCGUUGACGAUUAUGCACCAUACCCGCAUCUGAUGACCACGGCCAGCCAGCACGGAGGCGACGACUAUCAUCACAAUAUGCGCAACAGCCAGAACCCGUCCCGCCAGGAUUACUGCAGCGAUCCGUAUGCAUCAGUGCACAAACCGAAGAAGAGGAUGGACCAACAUAUGGACUUCGUAGCCGAGUCACCGUACCACGAUGUUAGCGGUCUACCCGAUCCGUACAUGGAGCAAGACGAGGUCAAAUCGCCUGGCCCAAAUCAGCACUUGUCGAUGAGCUACGAUGACGCCCUGGCCCUGGAAAGCGGCUAUUCGACCCCGAAUUCUCGGAACCGCCGUGUGAUACACGAAAUUGUCGUGUAGAAAUAGCGAGAGCAUCGGUACCGAUCGAAAGCAACCCGAAAACGGACAAGAGAAUACACAUUCUGGAGAGGACAAACAAAAUCAAACAUCAGCAACGGAAUCACAUAUAAGACAUAGUUCAAAUUUUAAUGGAAUGAUAAUCACGAGGGGGUAACUUACAACGACAUUACCUGCAAUGGGUAAUUGAUUCGUUAGAAGCUUAUAGAGAGUUUAUAUUUAAUGAAAUAGUAUCGAUCAUCUAGGCGAGCGGCUUCAGCCCAAAGGGCUUAUUUGAUCUCAAAUAACUCUUUCUGAGGCAAUUGCUGGAUGGUGUGGCCAAACUGUGAUUGUAAAUAUAACCGUAAGCCUAAAUACAAUUAGCUCCAGUUAUUUGUUUUAAUAUGUAGCUGUUUUAACGAGUCAAUCUUAGAAAUAGUGCCGAAUUGAUCCGUUGCUCGGAAGGAUUUAUCUACAUCACAUAAAAAAAAUACAACACAAAAAAACACUGCCUGAAGUUGGUGCAGUGCAAGAAGCUUAUUUCAAUUGACAACGAAAAUCAAUCUCAACGCAUGCAGGCAGUAUCGAAUGUGCCAUUCUUCGUAAUAAUUGACACUCAACAAUGAUGCGUGAAUACACAAUAAGUGCUUACUUUACUUAGAAUUUGUACGAAUGGCUCGACAACGAAAAGAAAAAAAAAGAAAUGAUGAGAUUACUUUCAAUCUAGGAGCAGAAGAUAUGUUGUGUAUAGUUAUGCUAUGAUGUUGUGUCGUAGAGAAUGAAUCCUCAAGGUCGACUAGAUAAAGUAUGAGAUAAUAAAAAAAUACGGUUUUAUAUCAUUAAGGCAAAAUGGUGCCAUUCACAAUUCAUUUCGUCUACCAGCUCCAGUCGUUGCUUGGUACGAAACGAAUUCUGAUGAAUCUUCCACCUGAAUCUAAAUACAAAUGCGUGACACAUGACAAUAAAACUACGACCUUAUUUCCUCACUUUUAAUUGCCUGUUUAGUAUCUACUUCCAUUUAAUGCUUAUCAAAAGUUUAUGCUCUGUUGUGGCGAAGUUUAUCUUCUAAAUUGCCAAGCAGAAACCUUCCGGUUGUAAACUAACGAAGGACAGCAUGCAAAGUCGCAUUCGUUUCAUCAGCGAAAUAUACGUCCUGCCAGUGUAUUAAACACUCUAAACUGCUCACUUUCGUGAGAUUAUUAAAAACUUGUAAAAUGUAAAUUAGCUUUCCACGAGACAUCUUUCCGUUUCUUUUCCAUUCGAGUUCUCGUCUUUAACUUCUACUUCCCUCCGUAGGUUUAAGCACUGAAAAAUCUCGUUUUUAAGUUAGUAAGUUUACCUUCAACACAACACCAAUCUAGGGAUAGAGCUAGGCGAGAAAUGAGUAAUUAAAAACUUGUACAUACCGAAUCGAGAGACGGCAAAAAAAAAGUUGAGCUUCAGUUGUGUUUCUAUAAAAUUGUAGAGAGAAAAAUAAGUUACAGUGACUCACCACCGCCACCAUCUGCUGACUGUGGAUGCCGGUCUGAUGGGACUGCACUAAAUACGGGACUAAUCGGUCCGGGCGGGGACAACUCGGUGGGGUUGAAAAAUCACCACUCUACUGUCGCCAGCACUCUCGUUACGGCCGGGCACUGAGUGGUUGAAAGGGAGAAAUAGUUGAUACAACGGUAACUUGUUCAGUUGGAACGAAAAGUUUUAAGCAAUUUCUUAAACAUUAACAAAAGUUAGUUAACGAAUCGGAGUUUUCCAGUAAGGCACAAAAACAACAAAUAUACUGCUCUUACCCAGCGACUAGGAAAGAACAAGCAUCUCAGUACCAAUUAGUGAAAAAACUCUAGCUCAAGCAGCUGCAGUAGCUACGGCGGAAAUGAAAAGCAAUAGCAAACGUAAGAAGAAAGUCUGGAGCGAAAAUAUAUUUAAUUCGAAGAUGAAAAAAAAUGUUUCCCGCGCUUUGAUCGAAACGAGUUUUGUAAAUAUUGACUGAAAUUAUUUUUUUUUACUGUAAGUGAAUCUACUUAUUAUUAGUUCGUUUUGUAAGUAAUUAGCUAGUAGGGUAACUUUUUCGAAGGAAAUAUAAUUUAAUUUUUACACAA
Molecule: messenger RNA, 6974 nt
Organism: Malaya genurostris
Lineage: Eukaryota; Metazoa; Arthropoda; Insecta; Diptera; Culicidae
Product: hemicentin-1-like
Exons: 10
Coding region: 1015-4902 (1295 amino acids)
Biological process (GO): cell-cell adhesion
Cellular component (GO): cell-cell junction
Molecular function (GO): cell adhesion molecule binding
Source: RefSeq, a predicted model, not a curated record